CCCCUCCCCCCACCGUCGUCCACGAUGUCGACACCCACCCCCUCACCGUCCUACAACGCCGGUGACAUCUCCUACAUCAUCCUCUGUACAGCCCUAGUAUUCUUCAUGGUCCCCGGUCUCGCAUUCCUCUACUCAGGUCUAGCGAGACGCAAGUCGGCCCUCUCUCUCGUCCUCGCAUGCGCAUUCUCCAACGCAGUAGGCAUCUUCGUCUGGUACUUCUGGGGAUACUCCCUCGCCUUCUCCCCCACAGCAUCAAACGGCUACAUCGGCAACCUCUACAACUUCGCACUCCAAUCCGCGCUCUCCGACCCCUCUCCCAAUUCUCCCUUCCUCCCAACCCUCCUCUACGCAUUCUAUGAAUCCGGUUUCGCUUGUGUAACCCUAUCCAUUCUCAUGGGUGCCCUAGCAGAGCGGGGUCGAGUCCUCCCUGGCGCUCUAGCGUUCUCCGCACUCUGGCUCACACUUGUCUAUUGCCCACUUGCAUACUGGGCAUGGGGCACGAACGGCUGGGCCUUCCGCUGGGGAGUGCUAGACUACGCCGGCGGCGGACCAGUAGAGAUCGGCUCCGGUGUCGGGGGUCUCGCCUACUCCUGGGUCCUUGGCAGGCGCACGGAACGCGAGCUCGUCAACUUCCGCCCACAUAACGUUGGAAAUGUCGCCCUGGGCACGUUUGUCCUCUGGCUCGGAUGGCUCGGGUUCAACGGCGGCUCAGCGUUCGGAGCUAACUUGCGCGCGGUGCUCGCCUGCGCCAACUCGAAUCUUUGCGCAGCGAUGGGUGGGAUCGCCUGGUGUCUCCUUGACUGGAGGGUGGAGAGGAAGUACACGAUGGUCGGAUUUUGCUCGGGUACGAUCGCGGGUCUCGUAGCUGCGACGCCGGCGAGUGGGUACCUCCCUCUAUGGGCGAGCGUCGUCCUUGGUCUCGUAGCUGGUGUGUCAUGUAACUUCGCUACCAAGAUCAAGUUUCUGAUAGGGAUCGACGAUGCCCUGGAUCUGUUCGCUGAGCACGCUCUAGCCGGUAUAAUCGGCCUGCUCUUCAACGGGCUUUUCGCCUCUUCCUCCCUCACCGCGCUAGACGGCGUGACCUCCAUCUCCGGUGGUUGGACAGAACGCAACUGGCGCCAGAUGUACGUCCAAAUUGGAUACAUCGCCGCCUGCUGCGCGUACACCUUCGUCGUCACCGCUCUCCUCGCCUGGGUACUCAACAAGCUCCCCGGCUGCGCCCUACGAGCAGGGGAGGAGGCGGAGAGGAAGGGGAUGGACGAAGACCAAGUUGGGGAGUUUGCGCAGGACUUUAUCGAAGUGAGACGGGAUUAUAUGGCUUGGGGACUGGGGGAGGAGAGCUGUGCCGCUAGUUUGGGGGAGAGGAAACGUCCCGUACCGGCGGAGGCGAGGCAUGAGGCGGUACUCGUGAGAGAGACAGAGGAGGAGAAGGAGGGUGGGGAGGCAGAAGGAGAUGUCGACCUAGGCGAACGGGCGAGGACGGAGGGAUCGGCUUCUACGACUGUUGCGGACAGUCAGGCGCUGCCUGAACGACGGAGUGGGUGGUUCGAAGCUGGCAGACAUCCGGAUCCGGAGAAGGAAAAUGUUUAGCUCGAGGGCUGGACAUGACGGACCGCUUGCAGGGUUGAGAGGACGGAUAUCGGAUGCUUGGAUCGACUCCCAUGGGAUGGACGAGGUGGAAGCCACACCACACCACACUUGAAGACAAAUAACACCACACUUGACAACGAAGCUACCACACUUGACGAAAGAAGACACCACACUUGACGACACCACAGACGAGAUAUCGCUACCGGUAGACGGUAGACAGUAAACCGAGGGGUUUAAGAUACCCUUCCUUUCAUUCCUUCCAUUCUAUCUUCUGGUGUAAAGCUAGAAAGCGCAAUCUUUAUACAGAUUUAUCGGG
Molecule: messenger RNA, 1906 nt
Organism: Dacryopinax primogenitus
Lineage: Eukaryota; Fungi; Basidiomycota; Dacrymycetes; Dacrymycetales; Dacrymycetaceae
Product: ammonium transporter
Exons: 3
Coding region: 25-1590 (521 amino acids)
Biological process (GO): ammonium transmembrane transport
Cellular component (GO): plasma membrane
Molecular function (GO): ammonium channel activity
Source: RefSeq, a predicted model, not a curated record